AUGAUAAUCUGUUUACUGGAAGUCAUUGGGUUUUCCAAGAGGAUCCCACUCCAGCUCACAAGUUCAGGUCAACUCAGCAGUGGCUGCAAAAGAAAAUACCAGAGUUCAUCUCUGCCUCGGAUUGAUCCUCAGGAAGCCCUGAUCUCAACCCACUAUAUCAGCUUUGGUCCGAACCGGAAAGGAUGGCAUGCCACAGAGCACACCCUAACUUGGAAAGCCUCAAACAACCUCUGGUCCGAGCAGUUGAGCGCUUUCCUCAAGAAGCACUGCGUGCUGCUAUUGAUGACUGGUCACGGAUAUUAA
Molecule: messenger RNA, 303 nt
Organism: Nezara viridula (southern green stink bug)
Lineage: Eukaryota; Metazoa; Arthropoda; Insecta; Hemiptera; Pentatomidae
Source: the annotation of a GenBank genome assembly